AUGUCUACGUUUGAGGAGCUAUCAGACAUCUUACAUCACAAACUCUACCUGACCAGCGAAGAGCUGCUGAUGAGGGAGGGCACAUCUAAAUUUGCCAAUCUGGAAGGCUGUGCUAAGGAGCACCAGAAGCACACUCACAAACGACUCCAGCUGCAGAAGGAAAUGGGUGCUAUGCAGGGGACGAUACCUUACUUGGGCACCUUCCUAACAGACCUGACCAUGUUAGAUGCUGCCCGGUCAGACCUAGUAGAGGGGGGGCUAAUCAACUUUGAGAAGAUGCGAAGGUUUGAGGUGAUAGCUCAGAUCAAGCUGCUGCAGUCUGCGUGUAACAGCUACUGUCUUAGUGCUGAUGAUGCCUUCCUGCACUGGUUCAAGAACCAGCCUCAACACAGAGAGGAGGAGAGGUACAAGCCCAUGUCUUGUGACAUUGAAGGAGCAGCGGGGGACCGGCUGCCACCCGGCCACACGGUGAGCCAGCUAGAAACCUGGAAGAUCUGUGCUGGAACUCUGGAGCGGCAGGUAGAGACGCUGCUGACGGGGUUCCGGGGCAAUGACCUCGCCUACACCACCAUCUUCCUGUCCACAUACUUCGCCAGCACGCACACUGUGCUGCAGUUGCUGCUAGACAAGUAUGGAAUUCCAGAGGGUAGUGAAGGACAGACUGAGCAAUGUAGACCCUCUGAAACCAAAGGUGCCGUUCGAAUUGCCCUGGCCUCCAUCUUGAGAGCCUGGCUGGACCAGUGUCCAGAGGACUUCCAGGAGCCUCCAUCCUACCCCUGCUUCCACAGGGUGAUGGCCUACCUACAGAGGGCCCUGCCUGGAUCAGAGCCCAUGCGUAAAGCCCAGAGUCUACUGGAGCAGCUGAAGGCUGAGGCCAGUCUGGAUGUAGACUCAGAUGGUGGCGGUUUUGACAGCAUACGCUCCUUCGGCCUGUGUGAGGAUGAGGAAGUGGAGAUUGAGGUCCAGGAAGACUUCAUGUCAUUUGAUACAGAUUUGGUGGCAGAGCAACUGACUUGUAUGGAUGUGUUGUUGUUCAAGAAGGUGAUUCCUCACCACUGCCUGGGCUCCAUCUGGUCCCAGAGGGAUAAGAAACAGAACAAGCACAGUGCUCCCACCAUCCGUGCCACCAUCACCCAGUUCAACGCUGUGGCAGCGUGUGUGGUCAGCACCAUACUGCACCGACGCCAGAUCCGCCCACACCUCAGGGCACGGGUCAUCAAGCGCUGGAUAGACAUCGCUCAGGAGUGUCGCAUGCUUAAGAACUUCUCGUCGCUGCGUGCCAUUGUGUCUGCACUGCAGUCCAACCCACUCUACAGACUGAAGAGGGCCUGGUCCUGGGUAGACAGCAUGUCUACGUUUGAGGAGCUAUCAGACAUCUUACAUCACAAACUCUACCUGACCAGCGAAGAGCUGCUGAUGAGGGAGGGCACAUCUAAAUUUGCCAAUCUGGAAGGCUGUGCUAAGGAGCACCAGAAGCACACUCACAAACAACUCCAGAGGAAAAUAGAAAUGGGUGCUCUGCAGGGGACAAUACCUUACUUGGGCAUAACGCAUCAAUCUCACUGGAGAAAGCAUCCUUGCGAGCGAAACGGCGCCCGUCAUAGUAUUUUUGGCGAGACAGCACUGGAUAUAUGGGCUACACAGACUGAUAUGCUGGUUUGCUCGCUCUGAGAUUCAGCCACUUGUGAAUUGAAGGAAAUUUAUGAAACAUUUCAUGUAUUAAAAAUGUUUCACAUUUCUGGGGAAAACUUGGCAUCCACUAGUAUUAGGCCUAAUAACAAUCAAUGAAUGUCAUUAUGGUGUUUAACAGAUUUCCAUUCAUCAAAUGGAUGCUGGAAUUAUUUUUGAGUAGAUGAAUGUGCACAGCUGCAGGUUGCUGAUUUUUAAGUGAUUUUUUUUUCUUCUUUUUUUACAAUAACCAGGUUUCCAUCCAACCUUUUCAUGUAAUGUACAUGCCAGAUAAAUGUCAUGACAGGCCUGAUGGAAACAUCUAAUUUGUUGGCAAACUUUCCAAUUUUGACAAAACAAAACACUCUAGACAAGGUGGAUCUUGUCGGUAAAAUUAAUUAUAAGACUUUAUGGUGGAAAUUCCAUUAUGUGCAAAUGUUUAUAUAAUAACCAUCAUAUUGAAGUAAACUUGGAGUCACGUGAUGAUAUGGUGUGGUCAUCCCACCCGGUAAAGCAUGCAGUUAAUUAGGCUAUAGAUCAAAUGAGUUAUGAUGAACUUCACAGCGUGGUGAGGCUUUAUUGGAAAGGCUUGAUACCCCUUUCCAAUAAAUAUCAAGGGUUUUAUUCUGGUGACAUGAUGAUCGAUGCUUGGCUGCCAUAAUAAUCUCAUGUAGGCUAUACCCGCACUGUAUCUGCGAGCUGUUGACUAGAGUGGACGUGUGAAAAUCUGAGUGGGCACAUUUGCUAUAUAAAGCAAAUAAAAUGUCUGCCAAAACCUUCAGAGUUAAAAAUAAAAUGGGAACCCAUUUAACUUUUUAUUCGGUACAUGGGAAUUUAACUGCAAAAUAAAAAUUGGUGCCCUGCGUCAUCACGCACAUUUUAUCUGCAACAAGUACAUUUGAUGGAAACAUCUCUGGUGGGAAAAUGUGCGUAUUGUUUUAUGCAGAUUUUAGAAUAUUCGCACAGUAAUUGGUCGCCAAUUGGCUGAAAACCUAGCUAAUCAGAUGACCACGUCAUUACUGUUUGUGUUCAUGCCACAUUAAAAUGUAAUACAUUUUUACUGUUAAAUGACAUGUCUUUACAAUUACACCCUUUUUUUUUUUAACCUGUUGGGGCUACAGGUUAGCAAUGAACCCCGAGUCGGGAUUGCU
This is a messenger RNA of Salmo salar (Atlantic salmon), 2819 nucleotides long. The record is from RefSeq and is a predicted model, not a curated record. Lineage: Eukaryota; Metazoa; Chordata; Actinopteri; Salmoniformes; Salmonidae.